AUGAAACUUUACUGCCUGUCAGGACAUCCAACCUUGCCAUGCAACGUACUCAAGUUCAAAUCCACCACCAUCAUGUUGGAUUGCGGACUGGAUAUGACGUCUACCCUCAAUUUCCUCCCGUUACCACUGGUUCAGAGCCCCAGGCUGUCCAAACUUCCUGGUUGGGUUUUGAAAGACGGAAGCACGUUUCUGGACAAGGAGCUAAAGGAGUGCUCUGGCCAUGUGUUUGUAGACUCUGUGCCUGAGUUCUGUUUACCAGAGACUGAGCUGCUUGACCUCUCCACGGUAGAUGUAAUCUUGAUCUCAAACUAUCACUGCAUGAUGGCAUUGCCCUAUAUCACAGAGUACACAGGAUUCACUGGAACAGUGUAUGCCACGGAGCCCACUGUUCAAAUUGGCAGACUCCUCAUGGAAGAACUGGUGAAUUCCAUUGAACGUGUGCCAAAGGCUCAGUCUGCCUCCAUGUGGAAGAACAAGGAGGUACAGAGAUUGCUGCCCGCCCCUCUGAAGGACGCGGUGGAGGUGUCUAUGUGGAGAAAGUGCUACACCUUGCCAGAAGUGAACGCUGCGCUCAGUAAGAUCCAGCUGGUGGGAUAUUCUCAGAAAAUUGAGCUGUUUGGUGCUGUGCAGGUCACCCCUCUCAGUUCAGGCUACGCCCUUGGAAGUUCCAAUUGGAUUAUCCAGUCGCACUACGAAAAGGUUUCCUAUGUUUCAGGAUCUUCUCUACUUACAACACACCCUCAGCCCAUGGACCAGGCUUCUCUUAAAAAUAGCGAUGUUCUCAUCCUGACGGGUCUUACACAAAUCCCUACUGCUAACCCAGAUGGCAUGGUAGGAGAGUUCUGCAACAACUUGGCUAUGACUGUCCGGAAUGGAGGAAAUGUGCUGGUUCCCUGUUACCCCUCUGGAGUCAUAUACGAUCUGCUGGAGUGCCUGUAUCAGUUUAUUGACUCUGCCGGACUCUCCAAUGUCCCUUUUUAUUUCAUCUCACCUGUUGCCAACAGCUCCCUUGAGUUCUCCCAGAUCUUUGCUGAAUGGUUGUGUCAUAACAAACAAACAAAGGUAUAUCUUCCAGAACCUCCUUUUCCCCAUGCUGAACUCAUUCAGACAAACAAAUUGAAACAUUAUCCCAGCAUCCAUGGAGACUUCAGCAAUGACUUCAAGCAGCCAUGUGUUGUGUUUACUGGACACCCCUCUCUUAGGUUUGGGGACGUGGUUCAUUUCAUGGAAUUAUGGGGAAAAUCUAGCUUGAACACCGUUAUAUUCACAGAACCGGAUUUCUCUUAUCUGGAUGCCCUGGCUCCUUAUCAACCUUUGGCGAUGAAAUGUGUUUAUUGUCCCAUUGACACAAGACUGAAUUUUAUUCAGGUGUCUAAAUUACUCAAAGAAGUCCAGCCCCUCCACGUAGUUUGCCCGGAGCAGUACACUCAGCCACCACCCACCCAGUCUCAUCGCACAGAUCUGAUGAUAGACUGCCAGCCUCCGCCAAUGUCCUACCGCAGAGCAGAGGUGCUGACGCUUCCGUACAAGCGGCGCUACGAGAAGAUCGAAAUCAUGCCAGAACUUGCAGAUUCACUCGUGCCCUUGGAGAUUAAGCCUGGUAUUUCCUUAGCAACGGUUUCUGCCGUGUUGCAUACUAAAGACAACAAACAUGUGCUGCAGCUCCCUCCAAAACCUCCGCAACCUCCCGCCAGCAAGAAGAGAAAGCGAGUGAGUGAUGACGUGCCAGAGUGUAAGCCUUUGAAGCCAUUGCUGAGCGGCUCCAUUCCUGUGGACCAGUUUGUGCAGGCGCUCGAGAAGCAUGGUUUCAGUGAUGUGAAGGUGGAAGACACAGCCAAAGGCCACAUCGUACUCCUCCAGGAGGCAGAAACCCUCAUUCAGAUUGAGGAGGACUCCACACACAUCAUCUGCGACAACGAUGAACCUUUGAGGGUGAAACUGCGUGACCUGGUUCUCAAAUUCCUGCAGAAAUUUUAACUCAUGGACAUCAUGCUGCUCUGCAAGGGGACACCCCAGAGCUAAGAGCUUUCCAGAGGAUGACCCCAGGGAGAGAGAAAAUUUCCUGAUUCAGAGACCAGAAACCACCUUCCCCUUCAUGGAGAAGCAAGGAAGUAUUUUUUAAUAUCUAUAUAUUUUUUUAAUUUUAUUUUUAACCUGUUUUGGAAUACUUUGGAGGGGAUUCCUGUGAUGUAAAAUUGGGAGUUGGAAUCUUGUAGGAGAUACAGACUGCAGAGUAAGUAAAUAGAGUGUAUACUUAGCAGGUCAGGGUGAGAUUGUGUGCAGAUGCAGGCAUUUCUCUGUGUGA
Messenger RNA from Nipponia nippon (crested ibis), 2305 nucleotides. Lineage: Eukaryota; Metazoa; Chordata; Aves; Pelecaniformes; Threskiornithidae. The record is from RefSeq and is a predicted model, not a curated record.